AGACCUCAGAGUCCUUCAGAACUGGAGCCUCUGGGUUCUGCAGCCCUCCCACCCCAGGCCUGUGCUGGACACUGAGGGGACAAGCCAGCCCUGCAGGACUCCUCUGUGGACAUGAGUGCCCAAAUACAGGGUGGGGGCCUGAGAGGGGCAGAGGGAGGAGAGGCCUCUUCAGUGCCCAGAGAAGGUUCCCAGAAGGUUCUCGGGAAAGGCAGUGUCUGAGCUGCAUCUCACAGGAGGAGGGAGAGCACCUGCGCCCUCCUCCCGUCUCCACCAAGCUGCAGCCCCUCCCUCCUCUCCUCCCCCAAGACCUGGGCACAGAAGCUAGGCUCCUUCCGCCUCAUCUCCUUUAACAUGCCAAUUAGGCUCCCUCAGAGCCUGCAGUCCCACUUCCUGGUUCCACACUGCUGCCAUCCCCACAACUGAGGGGCGGCUCCAUGUCUGUGCCUCAGGCGCCUGAGCUGGUUCCUCGUGGGCCCUCCCCUGGGUGCCCUCUGAGCCCAGCUGCCCUCUGCCAUCCAGCAGGGGAGCCCAGCCUUCCUCUGAGGGCCCUCCCUGUGUCUUGCAGCCCCCAGAGCUGCCUCUGUCUCCCCCAAGCCCGCACUCCUCUCUGGCUGCCACACCAGGCCCAAGCCACACUGAGGUCACUUCGGCAUCAGCCCAGAGUUCACGGCCUUUGGGCACCUCAGGCCACAGGUCCCUCAUCCACCUUCCCUCAGGACAAACAUUAGCCCAGCCAUUGCCUAUUUACAUUAGAUAACUAGGUCAGCCUGGAGACAGGCACAGCUGGCAUUGCCAAGGGCUGUGGUUUCUAAUCUACAGAAGGGCUGGGCCACCCAGAGAAGGAGAUCAAAGAAUCAUAUCGUCAGAGACCUGGGGGAAGGACCUCAGAGGUUCUUGAUACUGCACAGGAGCGUUUCCCAAACUGUGCUCCCAGAAACACUUGCUCGGUAAUGUGCACUAUGAGAAAAGUGCUCCACGGUCAAGGAAGUGGGAAGACAGGCACCUUUUCCUGGCCUUGAUCGACCUUGCACAUGAACACAUACAUAGCCCUGAGAAAGCCUAGGCUCAAAUCAAAUGAUGGUGAAUCCUGUUAAAUUCAGCAUUUCCCCAAUUUAAUUGAGCCAAGCAACUCUUUUCUCAUCCAACAGUUGUUAACAUUCCAUGGAACUGGUAUUUCAGAAAAAUAACUUGAGUAAACACUGAUCAUAGAAUGUUGGCACUGAAAGGAACUUUAAAGAUCAUCAAAUCUUGGUGCUCCCCAAAAUAUUCAUAUUAAUAAUUCAUAUUUAUUGAUCUCAAUGUCCUAAGCAUGUUAAGUCUAUGAACUCAAUCAAGUCCCCACACCAAGUCUAUGAAGUGAGUACUUCAUUAUUCCCAUUUUACAGACGAGAAAACUGAGGCACAGUGGAUUAAGCAGUGUGGCCAAAGAUAAAGUUGUUUGGCUUCAGAGCCUGUGAUCUUCUCUACUCCACUAAACUGCAGAGAUCCUCUCCCUGUGUUCAGUAUUUCAAACAUACAACAAUAACUUAACUCCAUCUCAAAGAGUCAAUUAUCUCAGGCUAAUCAGACUUUCUGACUGGCAGAUGUGUGCUUAAUUAAUUUUGAUGGGGAAAGAAAUUAAUUAUGGUUCUAACAAUGAUUUAUUCAGUGCCUGCUCUAAAGAGUAUCCACACUGCACUGAUCACCACAUCGAACUUCAUAAAUAAAAUCUUCCAAAAUUUUGCCUCUGUGAAUGGGUGAGUGAACAGAGAAAAUAAUAAAAGGCAGUGGGAAAAGCUGGGAACCUCAUCUCUUGCCCUAUCUUCCAUGUCACAGAUGAGGAAACCUGAGGCCCAGAAGGAACUUGCCAAGACACAAAGCUGUCUUUGAUCAGGGUCAGGUCAGACCCCAGAUCUCCUGCCUCCUAGCCCCAUGCUCUUUCCUCUGCCCAAGGCUGUGGCCAGCAUCCUGGCCUUGUGGCCAGCUAGGCCAAGGGUAGGAGGUCAAGCAAGCAGACUAGCAGGCAUAGGAGGCCAGUGGGAAACAAGCAGCCAAGCCCAGUCCAGCCAAGGCCAUGACCAAGGGCUCAGAGUGGCUAGUUGUGCUUUGAAUAGAAGGAAAUAAGCCACAGGGAGAGAAAGACCAGUAAAAGGGAGGACCAGACCCAAUCCCACUCCCACACCACCAUCCCCACCCCGCAUCUCCCUGGAAGACAGCUUCAGCCAGUUUCUGACCUCCUUGGUGAUUCUGGGAGGAAAACAGAGGAACUGAGGUGGCCCAGGGUUUGCCUCUGAUCUCUUGGUUUUCCUGCUGCCCUAAAAUAUUUACACUAACAAUUAAUUUUUAUGUCCAGCCACCUGGCUUCCUUAGGUGGAUUCUGUGCCUCCAGCCAGGGUCCCAGGCCACCUCUUAGCUGAGUUGCUCCCAAGUAGGAGCUGCUGGGCCAUGAUUGAAUGAAGAGGCCCUGGUCAUACCUGAGCUGGAGGGCAGUGGACAGAGCAUUGGUUUUAGAACCAAGUAUCCUGGGUUAUAAUCCUGGUUCUGGCAUUCACAAGCUGUGUGACCUUGAACAGAUUGCUUUCCCUCUCUGGGCCUCCAUUUCCUCAUCUGUACGAUGUAAAGACUGAACCAAAUGAUGGCUAAGGGUAUUUCUGGAUCUGAGAACCUUAAAACCUAUGUUGGAUUCAGGGAGAGGAGGCUGGGAGAGGAGGCGGUAUGGAUAGUCCUGGUAGUUUUCUGAGAGGCAGUGGCCAGAGUCUCCCGGUCAGAACAUCUGCUCUGGUUGAUCAGCCCAGCAGGUACUGCGAGAGAGGGUCCUCAGAGAGUCAGCCACACAGAAGGACAGAUGCAGCCCCUCACCCAGAGACUCGAAGGCCUGGACAGAGGAGAGAAGAUAGAGAACACCUUUUGCCCCCUGCCUCAUAAAGCCAAGCGCGACAUGGGCAAGGACCAGGCAGGCAGCGGGCCUGCUGGCAGGCAGACGGGUCUUGCCAAACUCCCACUUACUUCCCAGAAGCUCCAGGGCCCCCUGGGAGUGGCUCCACCCAGCUGGCACCCCUCCAAGUUGGGCGCCCACGUCAGCAGGUCCUCACACUCCCUUGCCCUUUCACCCAGUGACAAUGGGACAGGCAAUGGGGUGGGGGGCACCCUAAGCCGGAUACUUGGAGAAGCGUCUGACUGCCUGAGCAUGGCCCUCCUGUUACCACCUCUGCUGCAACUGGCUCAGAGCAACGCCUGAGGCUGAUGCCCAAGUGAAAUGCUCUCCUCCCAAGGCCUCCCGGCCUGGUCGCCCUUCCUGGGUGAUGCAUUGGCUCCCACGUACCGGAAUGAAUGCUGAGUCAGAAAGGCCCAGUGGCCUUGGCCAACACCCAAGGCCUCUCUGGACUUCAUGACACCAACUGUAAUAUGAAGAUAAUCAUAAUAGUGACCUUGUAAGAAGUUUUUGAGGAUUAAGUUAAAAAUACAUCUGAAGGGCUACGGGCACGCGGCACCCAGCACGGAUGGCGGCAAGGUGUUCUGCAUGUUCUACGCGCUGCUGGGCAUCCCGCUCACGCUCGUCAUGUUCCAGAGCCUGGGCGAGCGCAUCAACACCUUGGUGAGGUACCUGCUGCACCGCGCCAAGAAGGGGCUGGGCAUGCGGCGCGCCGACGUGUCCAUGGCCAACAUGGUGCUCAUCGGCUUCUUCUCGUGCAUCAGCACGCUGUGCAUCGGCGCCGCCGCCUUCUCCCACUACGAGCACUGGACCUUCUUCCAGGCCUACUACUACUGCUUCAUCACCCUCACCACCAUCGGCUUCGGCGACUACGUGGCGCUGCAGAAGGACCAGGCCCUGCAGACGCAGCCGCAGUACGUGGCCUUCAGCUUCGUCUACAUCCUUACGGGCCUCACGGUCAUCGGCGCCUUCCUCAACCUCGUGGUGCUGCGCUUCAUGACCAUGAACGCCGAGGACGAGAAGCGCGACGCCGAGCACCGCGCGCUGCUCACGCGCAACGGGCAGGCGGGCGGCGGCGGAGGGGGUGGCAGCGCGCACACUACGGACACCGCCUCAUCCACGGCGGCAGCGGGCGGCGGCGGCUUCCGCAACGUCUACGCGGAGGUGCUGCACUUCCAGUCCAUGUGCUCGUGCCUGUGGUACAAGAGCCGCGAGAAGCUGCAGUACUCCAUCCCCAUGAUCAUCCCGCGGGACCUCUCCACGUCCGACACGUGCGUGGAGCAGAGCCACUCGUCGCCGGGAGGGGGCGGCCGCUACAGCGACACGCCCUCGCGACGCUGCCUGUGCAGCGGGGCGCCACGCUCCGCCAUCAGCUCGGUGUCCACGGGUCUGCACAGCCUGUCCACCUUCCGCGGCCUCAUGAAGCGCAGGAGCUCCGUGUGACUGCCCCGAGGGGCCUGGAGCACCUGGGGGCGCGGGCGGGGGACCCCUGCUGGGAGGCCAGGAGACUGCCCCUGCUGCCUUCUGCCCAGUGGGACCCCGCACAACAUCCCUCACCACUCUCCCCCAGCACCCCCAUCUCCGACUGUGCCUGCUUGCACCAGCCGGCAGGAGGCCGGGCUCUGAGGACCCCUGGGGCCCCCAUCGGAGCCCUGCAAAUUCCGAGAAAUGUGAAACUUGGUGGGGUCAGGGAGGAAAGGCAGAAGCUGGGAGCCUCCCUUCCCUUUGAAAAUCUAAGAAGCUCCCAGUCCUCAGAGACCCUGCUGGUACCCAGACCCCCACCUUCGGAGGGGACUUCAUGUUCCGUGUACGUUUGCAUCUCUAUUUAUACCUCUGUCCUGCUAGGUCUCCCACCUUCCCUUGGUUCCAAAAGCCAGGGUGUCUAUGUCCAAGUCACCCCUACUCAGCCCCACUCCCCUUCCUCAUCCCCAGCUGUGUCUCCCAACCUCCCUUCGUGUUGUUUUGCAUGGCUUUGCAGUUAUGGAGAAAGUGGAAACCCAGCAGUCCCUAAAGCUGGUCCCCAGAAAGCAGGACAGAAAGAAGGAGGGACAGGCAGGCAGCAGGAGGGGCGAGCUGGGAGGCAGGAGGCAGCGGCCUGUCAGUCUGCAGAAUGGUCGCACUGGAGGUUCAAGCUAACUGGCCUCCAGCCACAUUCUCAUAGCAGGUAGGACUUCAGCCUUCCAGACACUGCCCUUAGAAUCUGGAACAGAAGACUUCAGACUCACCAUAAUUGCUGAUAAUUACCCACUCUUAAAUUUGUCGAGUGAUUUUUAGCCUCUGAAAACUCUAUGCUGGCCACUGAUUCCUUUGAGUCUCACAAAACCCUACUUAGGUCAUCAGGGCAGGAGUUCUCACUCCCAUUUUACAGAUGAGAAUACUGAGGCCUGGACAGGUGAAGUGACCAGAGAGCAAAAGGCAAAGGGGUGGGGGCUGGGUGCAGUGGCUCACACCUGUAUUCCCAACACUUUUGGAGGCUGAGGUUGGAGGAUUGCUUGAGCCCAGGAAUUUGAGACCAGCCUAGGUGACAUAGUGAGACCCCAUCUCUACAAAAAAUAAAAAAUUAACCAGGUGUGGUGGCACGUGCCUGGGAGUCCCAGCGACUUGGGAGGCUGAGGUGGGAGGAUUGUUUGAGCCUGGGAGGUCGAGGCUGUAGUGAGCCCUGAUUGCACCACUGUACUCCAGCCUGGGUGACAGGGCAAGACCCUGUCUCAAAAAAAAAAAAAAAAAUGGCAAAGGGAGACAAGAGCCCAGCCUGCUUGUUGCUAGCCAAAGUGUUCUUUCCUUCCAGCUUGGCCUGCUCUUAAAAGCAAAGCUCCUGCAGUGUACAUCCUGGCAUUGUGUGGCUACCUGGGUUUUAAACCAGAAUCAGAAGUCCCGGAUCAGAGGGCACUGCUGAGGUUCAGCCUCUUCUCUUCUUGGCCAGGAGGCAGCAGCUCUGAAUGGGCCCCUGAGGCUGCACAGGGGCCUUUGUCACUGGGGCGCAUGCUUACAAACAGUGCAGUUCUUGGGACCGAGGUAAGCAGGGCUGGGUCUCAUGGCAGAAAGGCCAGGAUCUGGGGCUCUAGGAAUUUGGGAAUUGGGCAGAGUGGCCAAGAAAGCUGGCAGGCAUAUCCUAUGGGACAUCACACCUGGCACCAUUGUCAUUGUUGGUGCCUGUGUCCCAAGUAGCUAGUGAUAAGCUGAGGCUGCAGCAAGAAACACCCUUCCCAGGUGGGGGAGUUUGGACCAGAGGUGCCCUCUGCCCACCACACCUGCAACCCAGAAGCCCAGAUGGAACGCAGCUGACGAAGGUGAUGCUUGAGGCUCACUUUUGGGGCCCCACAGCUGGAGCCGGUAUAAUGACUGGGACAACAUCAAGGGGUGGAUGAGGGGCCUCUCCUCCCGCAACACUGCCUUCCCAUGCUGUUCCCCUGCCAGCUCCUUAACACUGCCGACCAAGGCCAGCCCUGGCAUUCAGGGAAAUUGGAGGGCAGCACCCGUAGGGUGGCCAGCCUCAGGCCCCACCCCAGCUGUGUCCUCUAGUCUCUGGGGACCCCUGGGGGGAAGAAGUCUACCCUGCUUGUGAGUCCCGUCUCAGUGUGGAGGAACUGGCUGCACGUGGGACCUGAAGGUGCCCUCUGUGUUUAUGUUGGGGGUGGGGGGGCAGUGCUGGCUGCCUCUGUCCUGUGUGUGACCCUGCCCUCGAAGGGUCCUGUCCUGUCAGUCCCGAGGGAGCCACAACCAAAGCUGCGGAGAGAAGGUGGGGAAGGGUGCAGAAUGGCCGUGGGGCACAGCGUGGCAGACUGUUCAGUCUCUGCUGGGUCUUUCCUAGGGACCUGGAAGGCCAGUGUUGCUUCCCCCUCACUCCCUUUCACUGCAGGCAGCCUCUCUGCUUCCCCAAUGCCUUAUGCCUGGGCACACUGCCACAGAAUAUGCAAUAUGUGUGGGUGACCAUGCCCUCACGACCACACCCCCACCCCGGGCAGCCCCCGGACUCCAAAGGUCGUGGCUGCCACAGCCUCCCUCAGCUCUUCCUGCCUAUCUGUCUUCACACUGAGAAUGGCGCCCAAUAAAUGCUAUCCACGGAGACCAGGCUCAGGCUCCAGCUGCCUCUGUCAUCGUAUGCCCUUGCUGCUGCCAGGGAGGGGCCAUCUCCCACCCCCUCCCCUGCCGGGGUCUACAAACAUAUCUAGCUGCUGGGUGCCGUGGCUCACACCUAUAGUCACAGCACUAGGCGGGCAGAUCACCUGAGGUCAGAAGUUCAAGACCAGCCUGGCCAACAUGGUAAAACCCCGUCUCUACUAAAAAUACAAAAAUUAGCUGAGCGUGGUGGCGCAUGUCUGUAGUCCCAGCUACUCGGCUACUCAGGAGGCUGACGCACGAGAAUCGCUUGAACCCGGGAGGCGGAGGUUGCAGUGAGCUGAGAUCGUGCCACUGCACUCCAGCCUGAGCGACAGAGUGAGACCCUGUCUAAAAAAAAACAAUAAUAAUAAAAUAAAAUAACAUACCUAGCUGACUCGCCAUGGGCUCGCUGGCCUGUGGGCGACACUGGCUUCCCUUUUGGGAUUUCCCAGAAGAUCCAGAUUUUCUUAAGUCCCCUUGGAACAGACUAAGAAAGGAUCACCUUAGAAAUCACCUGGUCCUAUUGUCCCCCCCGUACAUGAGUAACUGAGGCCCACAGAGAGCAAAUCGCCUGCCUGAGUCACACAGCAGUGAGUGGCAGACCUAGGCUAGGAACUAGGACUGGGGAUUGCUAUUCCAGUGCUCCCCAUCCUCACACAGACUGCACAGUCCGCCUGGACACACCCCAGCUGACAGUGGUACCUCCCAGUCAGCCAGGAGAAUGGAUUCCUUCUCCUGCAGUAGGGGCCCCCUGGCUGAGUGGCCUGAUUGACUAAAACAUAUGUCUUUGAAGGAGAGUGCAUCACAAGCACCUUUCUUUGGGGUAGAUUUUUCUCUGGGUCUAGAGGGACAGCUCAGGCUUGGGACUGGGCCUCAGAACCUACGACAGACCGUGAGAGCAGACCCACCUUAUCCAUCUGGUGCCAGCUCCCCAGGUCAGCUACAGCGACCCCCGGACUUCAUAGAGUACAAUCCACAGUAAUAGCACACAGCUCUGUACCUAUCUAGCUCCAUGCCUAUCUAUCUGCCUACCUUUCACAAAAUAAUUCUUAGCAACCCUGCUACAGCCAAUGAUUCUAAUACGUUCUGUUCUAUUGCAUGUUAUAAAAUGCUGGUCACGAUCCACUAAAUUGAUGUCUCUACCUGCUAAUGGUUUAAUACCUGCAGAUUGAAAUAUACUGGAGAAAUAAAGAGAGUGGGAGUAGGGACACUUUCUCCCAGUGCCCACACCGCCCCUCGUUACCCGCAUAGGUCAACUGAAAGAUACAGAGAGGGAAGCUUUGAUGGGGGGUUCAGAGUUCAAAGGAAGAAAUGAUGGCACCUGCACUCCCUGCCCCCAGAGGCAGGACACAGCCAGCCCUCCUGUGACAGCACUCCUGGCAGCUCCUUGUUGGCCUGCAGCCCUCAGGGGGCUUAGUUGCCAUUGACUCACCCACUCCUAAGGCCACCACAUCAAAAUCUGAGGCUUACUGCCCUGUCCCACCUGCCUCUGUCUUUCUUAAAACAGCUAAAUGCAACAAUAGCAGAAAUUAGCUUGUUUUUGAGGUUGGCAAUGACCAGUUCAAGGUGACUCUUAUUUUCUUAAGCAGUGCUUGCAGGACAUAAAUGUGAUGACACUUGCCCUCCUUUCUUUAUCGCCUGGGACAGACUUUACAAACAGACCUGGGAGAAGUCCCCUAAGGGGCUGCAUUUAUCCCCAUCUCCCUAGGGGUGAUCAGCAUUGUGACAGCUGGGCAGAGCAGUGGUGAACUGCACCCAUGUCCCUGCUCACAUCUCCUAAGAUCUCAGAAUUGCCUGAGGUUCUAGCGUGGGCUCCUUCUCUCCAGAUGAUGCCAUCCCCACCCCCCUCAUUUCCACACAGCAUCUGAGGCAUCCUGCACUAAAAGAUAUAUGUACAGCAAAACAAAAAUAGAAAACCAGCACAGCAGAGUGGAGGUGGGGUAUAAAUAUACCCAGAUCCCCGCUGAUUUGGUUACUCGGGGUGAGCAUCAGAUGGAAAUAGAAGUUUCCGGGGGCCAAGAGAGAAAGAGGGAUGUAACGACAAUUCUUUUCAAAACGUGUCCCAUGGUAUGCCUCGUGGAAAAAAUGGUUCGUUGGUCAAAUGAAUUUGGGAAAAUGCUGUCAAUAUCACCGACUCAUGGAGCUUCGCAAGGCAUCUUAGCUUAAUAAAGGUUAUGAAAAGUCUUGCAGCAAA
Homo sapiens (human) is the source of this 9206-nucleotide messenger RNA. RefSeq names its product potassium two pore domain channel subfamily K member 3 (gene KCNK3). Lineage: Eukaryota; Metazoa; Chordata; Mammalia; Primates; Hominidae. Gene Ontology annotation, biological process: potassium ion transport; regulation of resting membrane potential; sodium ion transmembrane transport. Gene Ontology annotation, molecular function: potassium channel activity; protein heterodimerization activity; open rectifier potassium channel activity. The transcript has 2 exons. The coding region runs from base 3500 to 4354 and encodes 284 amino acids. Gene Ontology annotation, cellular component: synapse; membrane; plasma membrane. The record is from RefSeq and is a predicted model, not a curated record.